This is a messenger RNA of Acanthochromis polyacanthus (spiny chromis), 3188 nucleotides long. RefSeq names its product type I phosphatidylinositol 4,5-bisphosphate 4-phosphatase-A. The coding region runs from base 212 to 1003 and encodes 263 amino acids. The transcript is spliced from 7 exons. Gene Ontology annotation, cellular component: lysosomal membrane; phagocytic vesicle membrane; plasma membrane. Gene Ontology annotation, molecular function: phosphatidylinositol-4,5-bisphosphate 4-phosphatase activity. The record is from RefSeq and is a predicted model, not a curated record. Gene Ontology annotation, biological process: phosphatidylinositol dephosphorylation. Lineage: Eukaryota; Metazoa; Chordata; Actinopteri; Pomacentridae.
CUCAGACCACAGUCACGUGACCGAUGUUUUUGUCGCUUCGCUUCCGCGGCCGUUUGGUGUUUUCGCCGCGUCAUGUGGAUAUCAGGAAGCCGAACUUAGGGGCUCAGAGGCUGAAAGCUACAAACGGACUCUUCCAGAAAGCUGUCCCGGGGUUCCGAGGACUCCCCACCUCUGCACACACUCUUCCUGUGGGCGUUUUGCGAGGCUCGGGAUGGCGGACGGGGAACGGUCGCCGCUGCUGUCCGAGCAGCACGACGGGACCAACGGCUUCUCUCCUGGGGGAAGCUCCAAUGGAUACCUGUCCAAACCGCAGAGUUUGGCACCGUUCCCCAGCUCGGUGGCGCCAGGCGAACCCCCGCCACCGUACUCGCCCCAGGGCAGCCCGGACAGCAGCAGCGCUCCCGUCAUCAGCUGCCGGGUCUGUCAGACGGCCAUAUCCGUGGAGGGGAAAACGCACCAGCAUGUGGUGAAGUGCAGCAUCUGCAACGAGGCGACGCCGAUAAAGAACGCUCCUGUUGGGAAGAAGUACGUUCGCUGUCCAUGCAACUGUCUGCUGAUCUGCAAAGUCACGUCUCAGAGGAUCGCCUGUCCCAGACCGUACUGUAAACGUAUCAUCAACCUGGGCCCGGUCCACAUCGGCAGAGACAGUCCAGAACCACAGCACCAGCCGGUCGGCAUCAGAGUCAUCUGUGGACACUGCUCCAACACAUUCCUGUGGACAGAGUUUUCAGACCGGACUUUGGCUCGAUGUCCUCACUGCAGGAAAGUCUCUUCCAUUGGCCGACGGUACCCGAGGAGGAGGAGCCUGCUGUGCUUCCUGCUGUUUGUCGCCCUGGUCGCCUCCACCAUAGGACUCCUGGUCGGUACGUGGAGGCCGGCCCAGCGGUCCAAAGGGAUCUACGUCUCCUGGGUGCUGCUGAUUCUCUUCGCUGUGUUCACGCUGGCCAGGACCAUCUACUGGUGGUGUCUGAAGAUCAGCGAGCCCAUAUCCAACAUCACAUAGAGACAGGGAGGCAGAGAGCCAGGGAAAGAUCUGAAGAAACCAUGAGCAGAACAGAUGAAGGGAGCGGUAGAUGUAGAGGGAAGUGAAGGAGGAGGUAAAGCAACUAUUUAACACGUCUAAAUGCCAUAAUUAAACCAAGCUGGGUUUCAGUGUCCAUGAUUGGCCUCUAAACAGCACAGUGACUAAUCAUCUCCAACGUCUUCACUUCACCGUGGUCCUUUCAGAAGUCAGACGAGUGUUUUCUGUGAUGUUUCCAAGACUUACGCUGCUAUUUUUUUUCUAGAUUGAAACCUCCACGGGAUAAAUUCAGGAGCGGGAUUUGUUCGUUUUUUUUCACCUGAAUUCAGAGAAAUCUAUGAAAUUAAAUGACAGUGACAAAGUGAUGGCAUCCUGGUGACCACUUUAUGUUUUCUAUCAACAGUGAGAUUAAUGCAGUGGAGGAGCUGUUUGAGUUGGUUAUUGUGGAUAUGAAGAAACAAGAUGCACUCAUUUGUGGUUUUUUAUCAAAUUCAGUCCUUUUCUGACUGUUUUUCACACGUUCACUUUCAAACUCAUCAAAAACAGCACAGAAGUAAGUAAUGUCUCUACAUUUGUCUGAAAUGACAUAAACUUGUCUAAAAAGAUGUGAAAUUUGUCCACAAUGACAAAAACAUGCCUAUAAAGACUUGAAAUUUCAAAGUGAUUCCACAUUUGUUAACUAUCAAUAUAAGCAUUACAAAAUAACCAUGAAUUUGUCCACUUUGCCAGAAAUCAUUGUCACAAAUGACAUAAACAUGGUAAAAUUACUUAAAUUAACCUAUAACAAUGCUCAAAUUGACUCAAAAUUUGUCAAAAAUGAAAUGUACCUUUCAAAAAAGACUCAGGAAAUUAUUUCAAAUUUGUUUACAAACGGACUCCACAUUUGUCCAAAAUUACCUGAAACUUCAAAAUGAUUCCACAUUUGUCAAAAAUGAAUAAAAAACAUUCCAAUAACUCAGAAUUUGUCCCAAAAUAACAGAAAUGAUAGAAGAAUCAGUUGAAAUAGCCUGGAACUUUGCCCAAAUGUGCUCAAAAAAGACUCAAACUUCACACAAAGCAGUUUGAAAUGUGUCCAAAGCGUAGCAAUGCCACAUGAGCAGUCCUGGAACUUUCUGAUCACACUCGUACAUCGAAGGUUCUCUCUUGUUCAUGAGCUGAUUAGCUUAGCUGAGCGUUAAGACGUCAGUGCUUUGUUUUUUAAGCUGAAGUGUGAAAAUUACAACUUCAAGUUCUGCUUUUAUGCUGGAUAUUUUUUCUUGCUGUUUGCCUCCGUUUCCGGGUUUAAUGCUAAGCUAAGCUAAGCUAACCGCAUUCAGGCCAAAGCUGCUGAUGAACCUGAAAUGUCAAAGUCUUUCUGAGGAUUCUAAUUUGAGCAGAGAAACAUUCACUAUGACAGUUUUAAUGAUAAAAAACACCGGUUGAACUUUCACUGUUGUAAUAGUAAAAUGAAAAUUAACGGCGAAAACGACAUUUUUUCACGUCUCAGAAACAGAAUACUGAAAGCUACCACCACAUAAACCCAACAGCUCAUGUCAUUUAAAGGCUUGUUUUCAGUCUGAAGAGUGAAAUUUGAUCACAAAGUCUAUAAAAGUAUGAAGAAACCCGGUGGAAGGCCGGCGAUGUUCAGAAGUUAGUUUAAGCUAACGGAGGAUUUCCACGGGGACGUUUCAUAGACGGGCAUUACCUGAGGCUGUCUGGGAUCUUUUUCUUUACAGGUUUUCUAAAGUAGUAGUGUGCCAGCAUCAUAUCAUCUCACAUGGGGGGUUUGGGGAGAUUUUCUUUUUUCUUUGUGACGAAAACUCAAAAUUUUGUGUUGAUAACAUGCAGAAUAUCACUGAUUUCUGAUAAUUUUUUCCUGUCUGUAAAUCACCUGAAGCACACAGGAAGUGUUUUAUUUAUUUAAUGAUGUGGAUCAGACUAAACUCGCGGGUUAGACCUGUGUUUCUGUGUAAAUAUGUCCAGUGGAUGUUGAUUAUUUCAGACUGUACAGUUUAUCAGAGCUGUUGCUUCCCCCUUGUGGCCGAUUAAUGUAAGUACCUGCUGACUGUGAAACAUGUUGCACUACAUUGUACUGAUGUACUACUACUGGAUGUUUACUUUCUGGUGGACGGAUUGUUCUUUUCUCUGUUUGUAUAUUGUGGAACAAAGUAAUACUUUUAACAAGGUC